Otolemur garnettii (small-eared galago) is the source of this 2183-nucleotide messenger RNA. It is a transcript of the gene ENTPD8, whose product is annotated as ectonucleoside triphosphate diphosphohydrolase 8. The transcript has 10 exons. NCBI's taxonomy places the organism in Eukaryota, Metazoa, Chordata, Mammalia, Primates, Galagidae. Gene Ontology annotation, molecular function: UDP phosphatase activity; GDP phosphatase activity. Gene Ontology annotation, biological process: nucleoside diphosphate catabolic process. The record is from RefSeq and is a predicted model, not a curated record. Bases 203 to 1690 code for a protein of 495 amino acids. Gene Ontology annotation, cellular component: plasma membrane.
GUCUGUGGGUCUGUGGGCUGGGAGUGGGUGGACACACAUGCACUUGCCCCCACCAGCAGUGGACCCAGGUCCAGGUGGGCGGUGACUGGCUGGGCAGUAGGGAGGCUGGACGCAGGGGCAGGACUGGGAACUUCAAAGCAGACCUUCCUGCUUGCUGCCGACACAGGUUGCUGGCCAGGCCAGGAGCAGCCCUGCCCUCACCAUGGGGCUGACCUGGAAGGAGAAGGUCUUCACAGCCCUGCUGGGGGCCGCAGUGGCCUCUGGACUCACGGCGCUGGUCCUUGUCCUAGUGGAGGCUGCCAACAUCCUCCUGCCCGCAGGCACCAAGUUUGGGAUUGUGAUUGACGCUGGCUCCUCCCACACAUCCCUCUUCGUGUACCAGUGGCCAGCGGACAAGGAGAAUGGCACGGGUGUGGUCAGCCAGGCCCUGGCCUGCCAGGUGGAAGGGCCUGGAAUCUCUUCCUAUGCAUCCAACCCGGCACAGGCCGGUGAGAGCCUGCAGGGCUGCCUGGAGGAGGCGCUGGCACGGAUCCCAGAGGCUCAGCAUCGGGGGACACCCAUGUUCCUAGGGGCCACGGCUGGCAUGCGGCUGCUCAGACAAAAGAACAGCUCCCAGGCAGAGGACAUCUUUGCAGCAGUCACCCAGGUCCUGGCCCAGUCUCCUGUGGAUUUUCGGGGUGCUGAGCUCCUGGAUGGGCAAGAUGAAGGCGCCUUUGCCUGGGUCACUGUCAACUAUGUCCUGGGGCUGCUCAUCAAGUUCUCAUUCUCUGGAGAAUGGAUCCGGCCUCCAGAGGGGAUGCUUGUGGGUGCCCUGGACCUGGGGGGGGCCUCCACCCAGAUCACCUUCGUGCCCGGGGGCCCCAUCGAGGACGAGAGUGCCCUGGCCACCUUCUGGCUCUACGGCUCCAGCCACCACGUCUACACACACAGUUACCUCUGCUUUGGGCGGGACCAGGUGCUGACCAGGCUCCUAACCAAGCUGGUGCAGAGCAGCUCAGCUGACCUGGUCCGACACCCCUGCUACCACAGUGGCUACCGCACCACGCUGGCCCCAGGCCCCCUGUAUGAGUCCCCAUGUGUCCAUUCCAUGGCCCCCCAGAACCUCACCCAGAACCUCACAGUGGAAGGGACAGGCAACCCGGGGGCCUGCAUCACAGCCAUCCAGGAACUCUUCAACUUCUCCAGCUGCCAGGGCCAAGGGGACUGUACCUUUGACGGGGUCUACCAGCCCCCAUUGCGAGGCCAGUUCUAUGCCUUCUCCAACUUCUUCUACACCUUCCACUUCCUGAACCUCACGUCCAGGCAGCCACUAGGCACUGUCAAUGACACAAUGUGGAAGUUCUGCAAGAUGCCCUGGAAGCUGGUGGAGGCCAGUUACCCUGGGCAGGCCCGCUGGCUGCCUGACUACUGUGCCUCAGGCCUGUACAUCCUUGUACUUCUGCUGGAGGGUUUUGGGUUCAGCGAGGAGACCUGGCCCAGCAUCGAGUUCCACAAACAGGCUGGUGGCAUGGACAUCGGCUGGACGCUGGGCUAUAUGCUGAAUCUGACUGGCAUGAUCCCGGCUGAGGCGCCAGCCCAGUGGCGGGCAGAAAGCUAUAGCAUCUGGGCGGCUGGAGUGGCAUUUGUGGUGCUGACCCUGGUGGCCAUUCUGGGAGCAGCUAUGGUCCGGCUUCUCUGGCCCCAGGACUAGCCCACCCAUCUGGGUGAGUGGCUCCACCUCGGACUCAGAAGCCUUCCUGAGGCCUGACAGCUGCAGUGGCUCGUUCUGUGGGUUCUGGCCUCAUAGUCUUGGACACCCCGGUCAGGAUCUAUUGGCCAUUUAGAGUGCACGGCCUUCACCCAUGGCCCUCCAUACUAGCCUCCUAGGGUAGUGGGUGCCUUUCUACAGUACCCCAAGGCCAUGUGCAGAGGCUUCUGUAAAGUCUGUCUCAGGGGCCGCAGAUGGAGCAGGGAGGAGCUUGGGAACUGCAGCCAGAAGGACAUACGGGCCACUCUGGGCUCAAGAGACCUGGUUGCUGUAGUUGUCUGACCAGAUGGAUGGAGUCCAGGCACCAUGGUGCCUCCUAGGCCAGGCCCUCCCACGCCCUCUUGGAAGCUUUGGUCAGGCCCCUGUCAGUCACUUAGCUUGGGAUGUGGACCACAUCAUGUGGGAGUGUUUUUAUUAAAACCUCCUGGACACAGGA